UCAGCGGGUCGCACUAUAUAAGAGAAUGACGAGCCGACCGCCCAUGAUAAAAGCUCGUGUGUGUUGUCAAUCCUGUGUACGUGCUCAUUGUUAACUUUCCCUCUCUACCUUCGUGUCUUGUCGACAGAAUGUAUCGUGUUUGUCUGCUGUUCGUAAUCGCGACAUCAGUGGCGCAAGGUCCUUACGAUUUAGAAUCAAGAGCUGUAACUCUUCCUGGCAAGCCAACAUUAGGGCCACUUUAUACGUCCGCAUUAGGUGGGAGUCAAGGUUUUCGUGAUAACAGUUACGAAGAUAAUGCUGUAACACCCACCCCAUCGUCUGCUCCACUUUACAGAAAUCCGAACAAUCAACCACCCUUGUAUCGUAAACCAACAUCGUCACCGCUCGAUGGUUCUCAUGAUUAUCAAUCAAGUGUAAGAGUAGGAGGUGGUCCACCAGCACGUGGUCCACCACCUCUUCGUGGUGGUGGUGGUCCGAUUGGUCCCAAUGGCCCGAUCAAUGCGGAAGAAAUCGAGGAAGAGAAAGAGGAACCGGAUCGUUUGACCCUUCUACUUCCUCAGAGCAAGUUCGAUUGUGUUGGUAAACAAACUGGAUAUUAUGCCGACGAAGAUUUGCAUUGCGAGGUCUUCCACUAUUGUCAUGAAAAUGCGAAACAUUCCUGGAUCUGUCCAGAAGGAUUUACAUUCCAUCAGGUUCACCUGAUUUGUAUGCCACCGAGCGGUGAUAUCAGUUGCAAAAAGAGCUCGCAAUAUCAUUUCGUCAAUGAAUAUCUUUACAAACCAUUGAACCAAGCCGAAGCUGAAACGAAACCUAACGUGACCUUGAGAUACAGCGAGAGGUAUUAUCCAGCGGAUAUAUAUACCGAUGAAAGGGAGGCAGGCGAUUAUCAGAUCACUCCUACGUCAGCACCUGUUCGACGUCCUCUGCAACAGGUUUUCACCGGUCAACCAUCAGCAGCUUUGAACAGCAUUCCUUCGUCGGCACGUCCUCAAAUACAAGUACCGCAAUUUCGUCUACCGGUGAAUCAAGUUUUUCAUAGUCCCGAAGAAGUGAAUAUACCUCUUCAACAUAGACGACCUCAACCACAACAGCAUCAAGCGAUCAGAAGAUUCCCUCAAGUUCGACCUGCGGAAGAAGAUUACGAGUAAACUCUGAGAAUUUCUUUUCCAUAUAUAUGUAUAUAUAUACACAUAUAUGUAUACAUAUAUAUAUAUUUCCAUAUAUGUGUAUAUAUAUAUAUAUAUUUUAUUUUAUUUUUAUUUUUUAAUUCAUUUCUUAAAUUCAUCGAAAAAUUCGAAAUUAUUACUCGGAGAGACGUAUAAUAAUUCGUUCGUUUCAAGAUCAUAUAUAUUCGUCUCAUUUUCGUCAUUUCAUUUCUCAUAAAUUUUUUAUCAUACGAAUUUUAUUAUCCCACUGUUUAAUCGUAUAAACGGCAUCAAUUUAUUUGUAAUUAAUGGCAUGAAAGUUGAACUAUAGGGAUAGAAUCAAUAUAUUUAUUCUAUUAUUUUUCAAAGUAAUACUCGUAUCUCUCUCUCUCUCUCUUUCUCUCUCUUUCUCUCUAGCGUGCGCAUUUCUCUUUUUUUUCUUUCUUUUUUUCUUUGUUUUUGCUUUACAUUCGCAAAUAAAAAUUUUAAAUGAUUUCUUUGAUAUCGCGCGUCGGCUAUGAUCGUGUAACACCAAACAAAAGAAAAUAUCCAUUGAAUAUUAUUAUUAUCAUUAAAUGAUCUUCCUCGUUUCUAAAAACGAAAGAGAAAAAAAGAACUAAUAUUUUUAUAACAUUUUAACUUUCUAAGCC
Messenger RNA from Vespa crabro (European hornet), 1795 nucleotides. RefSeq lists its product as uncharacterized. The coding region runs from base 129 to 1148 and encodes 339 amino acids. Gene Ontology annotation, cellular component: extracellular region. The record is from RefSeq and is a predicted model, not a curated record. NCBI's taxonomy places the organism in Eukaryota, Metazoa, Arthropoda, Insecta, Hymenoptera, Vespidae. Gene Ontology annotation, molecular function: chitin binding. The transcript is spliced from 6 exons.